Bufo bufo (common toad) is the source of this 2583-nucleotide messenger RNA. RefSeq names its product solute carrier family 38 member 5 (gene SLC38A5). The record is from RefSeq and is a predicted model, not a curated record. Gene Ontology annotation, molecular function: glycine transmembrane transporter activity; L-glutamine transmembrane transporter activity. The coding region runs from base 297 to 1772 and encodes 491 amino acids. Gene Ontology annotation, biological process: glycine transport; serine transport; L-histidine transmembrane transport. NCBI's taxonomy places the organism in Eukaryota, Metazoa, Chordata, Amphibia, Anura, Bufonidae. The transcript is spliced from 17 exons.
UUGGAUUUGGGUUGGCCAGGGUGGGCCCUUUCAGCCUGUGUGUGUGUGUGUGCAGGGUGACAGCAUUGACUCUCCGUCCUGUGAAUUCCAGCUGCAAGUAAAAAUCCCCCCAAGAGUGGAGCACCCCUUCCCUGAGAUGUGUUGGGAUAGGAUGGAAAAGGUCACUGUCUGCUGUAGAAGACUGUAACACACCACCAGCUCAUCACCAUCCGGCACAGGGUCGCUGCUCUAUACCAUCUCCUCUUGUAUUGUCCUUUGUGUCAUCAGUUCAUUAAUAAAGGUGUUGGGUGCUCAUUAUGGAAAUGGACAACUUGGGGGAAGGCGAAGACUCAUAUAUCUUGAACGGGAGCGUGCCCGAAAGCCUGAACACAGACAGAGUGACGCUGGACGACGGAUAUGAGGCGGAGGAGCAAGUCGGGCUGGAGCAGGUGGGCUUCCUGCAACAUGUGUCAAGUCAGAAAAGCCAGUUCACUGAUUUUGACGGAAAGACGUCUUUUGGGAUGUCCGUGUUUAACCUGAGCAAUGCCAUCAUGGGCAGUGGAAUCCUGGGCCUUGCCUUUGCUAUGUCUAACACAGGGAUCAUUCUGUUCAUUAUCCUUCUGAUACUCAUUGCUCUCUUGUCUGCUUACUCCAUCCACCUCCUCCUCAAGUGUUCUGGGGUUGUAGGUAUACGUGCCUAUGAACAGCUGGGACAUAGAGCCUUUGGGCAGCCGGGAAAAAUUCUAGCAGCGCUGAUCAUCACCAUUCAUAACGUGGGCGCAAUGUCCAGUUAUUUAUACAUCAUCAAGAACGAGCUUCCCCUCGUGAUUCAAGCCUUCUUGGGCCUGAAUGAACCAACUGAGGACUGGUAUUUAAAUGGUAAAGUGCUCAUCAUCAUUGUCACCAUCUUCAUCAUUUUGCCUCUGGCACUCAUGAAACACUUGGGUUAUCUGGGUUACACAAGCGGCUUCUCCCUUUGCUGUAUGGUGUUCUUCCUGUGUGCGGUGAUCUACAAGAAAACUGUGAUCUCAUGUCCUCUGAAAGUAAACCAUACAGAGCACGUGGUCUACACUAAUGGCUACAACACAACAGGGGACGGCUGCACGGCUAAAUCCUUCACUAUAAACUCUCAGACGGCGUACGCCAUCCCCAUCAUUGCAUUCGCCUUUGUGUGCCAUCCUGAGGUACUACCCAUAUACACCGAGCUGCGCAGAGCCACCAAGAAACGGAUGCAGAACGUAGCGAACAUCUCCAUCCUUGCCAUGUUUGUCAUGUACCUGCUGACCGCCCUGUUCGGCUACCUAACUUUCUAUGGUGAAGUGGACUCGGACAUGCUACACACGUAUAACAAAGUGGACCCUCUGGACACACUUGUGCUUUGUGUACGUCUGGCGGUGUUGGUGGCCGUUACAUUGACUGUACCGGUUGUUCUGUUUCCGAUCCGCAGAGCCAUCCAGCAGCUGCUCUGCCCCGAACAGGACUUUCGCUGGUGGAGGCACGUCCUUAUCGCUGUGUGUUUGCUGACAAUCGUCAACCUUCUCGUCAUCUUUAUCCCUAAUAUCAAGGAUAUUUUUGGCGUUAUUGGAUCCACUUCGGCCCCAAGUCUGAUUUUCAUCCUGCCGAGUAUUUUCUACUUGAGAAUUGUUCCCAGAGAGAAGGAGCCUCUGUCAUCAUGUCCAAAGAUUAUGGCUUCCCUCUUUGCCUCUGCGGGUUUCGUGUUCAUGAUAACGAGUAUGAGCCUGAUGAUCGCGGAUUGGGUGACGAUAGGAAAAAGUAACGUGGGGGGGCACUAGCCUGCCCUUGGCUCCCUCUCCCGUGGUUAAGGACUAUAGGCCAGCCCUCCCGAACCCUGUGCACAACACAAAGGACAUUCGCUGCUGACACAGGUGUUUUCAGGAGUAACUGACCGAGGGGAGAGUGGGGCUUCCAAUCAGCACCGGACAAGAUGUUCUAAGCCAUAAGUGCCCACCCGAAACUGUACCACACCCCUCCAGCUGCUGCAAGGCCUCAGUACAAUCACUUGACACGUUUGUUUCAGGGUUCCUCUUUAGCUUGGUCAUUGGAGGCUAUUUUAUUUUGUGAUCAGUCGUCUUCUCUCAUGUCAGGUGUCUCGUCCUUGAAUUCUACCCAAAUGUCAAUGGAUCACAGUGUAUCUACCUCGCCGCCCCAUGCUCGGCAGGGGUAUCAGUGUGUUGCACUCAGGGGGUUAGGUAAUCUCUCUAAGAGGACACUGCAGCGUUACAAUGUGCCAUGUUGCCCUGUAUGGAGAGCAUCUCUACAGGUUACAACUGGCCAUCUUCUCUAUGUAGCUUAGCGGUGUCACCCUUAAAGCAUGAGUUUAAAAUAGGGCCCCCAUCCACAGUUGCACACGUCAUUUUCUUAAGACGCCCUAUACCAUGAAUGAUAACUGUUACAUGGCUGCAGUCAUACUCGCCUGGUUCCAGUUUCUUAAGACGCCCUAUACCUACGAUUAGAGAGGAGCAAAUUUCCUAUUUUGAAAUUCGUUCACGCUUCGUUUGCUGCUAUAAGCAGAACUGCGUUAUGGAUUCCGUUACCACGGACCAUAACGCAAUUCUAUGACGGAAUGCAUAACGUUAUUCAUUC